AUGAAAACUCAUUAUUUUUAGUUAUGGUCAAUAGGUUAUGUUGUAGAUUAAGGCCGUCUCCAUAUUUCGCAAUCAUUUUGGAAAUAUCUAACUGAAACAUUCAAUUUCUACUCCGAAAGGUAAAGGACAUCCCUAGUUGGUGUCACUUACGUCAGCUGUCGCUGUCUUUGUCAGCUGUUGUCAGUGUCAUGUGUCAAUUUACCUGUGUAAUUUGUUGCACACAAUCAACAAUCCUUUGAUCAAUCAAUUCGCGUUGCGCAUCUCAAAUAGCAUCCCAUUCCUCUUCUCGAUCAACACCCGUCCCGAGCAGACCUAGAUCCAGGAGCAAGAACAUUUUAGUUGCAUAACCAGUGUUUAGAAGUUAAAUAAGGUCAGGUAGCUACCACUAAAAAUGUCGAAGAUAAAGAUGCUGCUGGCGCUGUCUGUGAUUUUCAUUUGGAUUUUGGGGGUGAAGGGGCAGUUUUAUGAAGAUAAAAGGUGCCGGUGUCUCUGUCCGAGCCAAUCGGUGGUGUCCAACAACUCCUUGACCUACAGCCAAAAGUUGUUCAUUGCCAAUGUGCCUCCCAACAAAUGUAACUGUGAUGAAGUGGUACUCAUUCGUGUGAGUGAGGAAGUACGAGCUCGGCAGCAAGAGUAUUGCCCUCGUUGCGAAUGCAAAUAUGAGACGAGGAACACCACCGUUAUAAUGCCAGUCAAAGAUGAUACAGUUAUAGUCAAAGAUGAUACAGUCAAAGAUGAUAUAGUCAAAUAUGAUACAGUCAAAGAUGAUAAAGUCAAAGAUGAUAUAGUCAAAGAUGAUACAGUCAAAUAUGAUAAAGUCAAAGAUGUUAAAGUCAAAGAUGAUAAAGUCAAAGAUGAUGAAGUCAAAGAUGAUAUAGUCAAAGAUGAUAAGGUCAAAGAUGUUAAAGUCAAAGAUGAUAUAGUCAAAGAUGAUACAGACAAAGAGGAUGCGGGCAGUAUAUUUGAUCAUCGGCUAGUGGUGGUUGUGGUGGUGAUUGUGCUGUGGCUUUUGAUGCUGCUCUCAGUCUAUAUGGGGUUCCUUCUGUGCUUGGACCCGCUGAUCAAGCGCAAGCGCGUCAAGCCCUACAGGCAGGUCGUCGGCGUUGAGGAGUCCUGCAAAUUGCUCAUCCAAGGCGAAGAUGAAGACUAAGCUCUCUGAAUUGAAAACAUGGCGACGAAAUAACCAUUACUGUAGUAAAUAUUGCAUUUAACCAACAUUUAGAUCUGAUAAGUAUAUCAUUUGUAUGGCAACACUAUUCUCUGUAACGGUCUGGCUAAAAGGGCUUCAACCCAGGGCUCUUACGCGUAAUAAAAAAAACUGGGUGGUAAUGUGCCUCGUUCGCGCAAAGUUAAUGUUUUGAUCCGUUGGUUCCGUUUUGUUUGAAUAUUGUCUUUAUGGAGAAUAGUGUAGGUAGCAUACAUUAUGUAUUAUUAACCUAGUAAUUAAAUUAUUAACUAGCUCAUCACAAAACUGGCCGACCGAUUUUUAAAAUGAUUUUUAUUUACCCUUGAUUUUUUUAGUGCAGAUCAAAAAGUUAUUAUCGAGGCUUUUCAUUUAUAAAACGGUACAUUUGUAUUUAUUUAUAUUUUACUUUUUUAAUUGAUACCUUUGUAUAGACUUUUUUAGAUUUUUGGAUAAAAGGUGGGUCGAUUUUUUGGUGAACUAAGUGUAUCUUUGCUCAGCAAAGGCCAUUUAAUCAUAGUAAUAAGUGACAUGUAUACUCUUUAUGAAGAUAUAUACAAUUAUUGUCUGUAAGAAACAUAUGUGUGAUCGUAUUCUUCCAAAUUACUAAAUGAUACAUUUCCGUAGCAUUUAAUAUACAGGGUUAUUAAAAAUAUACAUGUAUGUACAUUACUAAAUUAAAAGUUUUGAAAUUGUAUAUUAAAGUAUGUAUUGAACAUCUUUUCGGAAUCACGGUUCGAAUCUCAAGUUUUAGCAUUUACCCUGUAUAUUUCAAAUUAUUUACAUUAUAUUACAUUCAUAAUUAUGCCAAUUAAAAGGGCAGUUUGAUCAUAAAGGUCUUUAGUAACGAUAUUCAUAGUUAAACAGUAAGGUAGAUAAACAAAACUUCACGAAAUCCAGUUCUUUGUAUUAAUAUAUCGUAAAUGUUGUAGUAAGUGUCUUAUAGGAGAUGCACAGGUCACCCCCAUGGACUUAUAACACCAUCUAAUCUAUGCAAACACCAUGACGAAAUAUGCUAAAGGUAUUGUGUGCGUGUGUUUUGAAUUUUAAUUUCGCAAAAAUCAGCUUGAAUCUGAUCUCAUUACAUUACUCUCAGAACUUUUUUAUUUAAUGUUUUUCUACUAUCCAUUGAGGUUGAUCUGUCAUCUAUGUUACCAGUACCUAAAAAUAAAUAUAACUCGUUAAUUUCGGCAAAGACUUGGAAGUAAACGGUGGUUGUGAGCGGAGGUGAGAGUGGUAGGGGCUGGCGGGCUUGAUCAGCAUAAAAUGAAAAUUUUGAACACUUAAAUCAGACCUAUUAUUUCUCUCUAACUAUAAAAUAAAAUUUUCAAGCCAUUAUCAAAGUCACCUGUAGAGUCUCGCUCUUAAACACAAACCUUACCAAUAAAAUUAUAUUAGUGUUUUAAAGUUAAGUUUAGAAAUGACAUUUUAAAAUAUAAGUAUAUAUAUAAAUAUAUUGUUCAAGAAGCGUUUAACUUUUAGUAGAGCAGGAUUUUAUAUAGAGGACAAAUGUUGGUGAGCUGGGCACUAACAUUUGUACGCAUUACAAGUAGGUUUUAGUUGCACCGAAGAAACUCAAAUGUGUCACUGUUUUCCUUUAGUCUGUCAUGUCAAAUUUUCUCCAUUUGCAAAUGGCUACAUUAAUUCUUGUCCUUGGAAUUUUAUUGACUUUAUACCUCAUUGUUCAAGACUUUAGUAUACUAUAAUACUUCACAUUCUAUUUUCUAUGAUUGUUUUGUAUUUUUGCCACGCAAGGCUCAAGUUUUUCCUGUAACUUUUUAUAAACUAUUUUUACAUGUAGACUAACAUAAAUUGUAGGAAGUAUUUCUUACUGCACAAAUUACCGCUUACUAAACGUUCUGUAUAUGAAGACACUAUACAAUAUAAUACUUAAUACUGAAAGAACUAUUUAUUCAGUGUUUUAAAUGUUAAAUUCUAAUAUACAAACUAAAAAAUAAAAACAAAUGGCUCAAUGUUUAAAUUCAAUAUACAACGUUUAAGUAAUGUAGUUUGUGUAUUGCUCAAUUUAUAAGAAGAGUAGGUAACGAUAAACAUUGGUCUAUAUUACUCAUACAAAUUUUAAUUCCAGCAACUAUGUGCUCACUGGAUUUGCACAAAAACAUUUAAAAUGUGUCAUAUUUGAACAAAAGUAGCUACUAAUUUAAAAUUAAUAACGUAAAAUCAGUUAUAUGGACCAAUGUUGUACGAGUGAUUGUUAUCACUCGAUGGACUGAUUGGUAACGAUUGAGUGCUAAAAGUUAAGCCUGGUACACGGUAUGCAUAAUACACAAUCAAACAUAACAUGUACACAACUUUAAAAAUACGUUAAGGAGGCUCUGUGCCCGGAAUUACAACUUUAUUGCAAUUAGCUUAGAUCUGGUUUGCCGUGUACGCAGGGCCUUUAGAGUUCGGAGGGAACAGAUAUGUGAUGGACUUUUAUAAUUAUUUUUAUACUAUUAGGUCCACCUCUUUUAGAAAAUUGUUGGAAAAUGUUCCAUAAAAUUAGGUACAGAAGGUUCUUCUAAGCCGACUUGAUUGGCAUAGCCAUCAGUAUUCGCGCUGGCAUCACAGAGUACAUUUGAACUAUUUAUUUUUAGUUGUAAGUUUUAAUUUUAAUGACUUUUUGAAAGUAUUUAUCACGUUGAUGAGGAAACGCAGGUCAGUCGAUCAAAAACAAACUAUUGCCUAUUGAUUAAGAAUUGUGUAAUUUUAUAAUAAUGUUGUGUAAUUUCCCUACGGAUUAAUAUUAUAUCUAAUAGUUUCAAAAGCUGUUAAAGCGACUCGUUUUGGAUUUGAUUUACAAUUUUAGGGUUAAUUUUAUAUUGUUAUUUAUUCUUGUUGUAUACUGGUACGUUUGUUUUAUUUAGCCUGGACAACACGCAAGGUGUGACUGCUUCUCUCAUAUAAUAAUCAAACGUAAUUUAAAACGAAUAAAUAAAUAGAAACUGGUCAUAAAUUGUGUGUAACUGUGUUCAGUCGUAAGCGAAGCUUUAGGCACAGUGUAGUAUUAUGUGUUAUGUGUAUUGAUCGUUAAUAAAUGCAUAAAAAAAAU
Ostrinia furnacalis (Asian corn borer) is the source of this 4235-nucleotide messenger RNA. RefSeq lists its product as uncharacterized. Gene Ontology annotation, cellular component: lysosomal membrane. Lineage: Eukaryota; Metazoa; Arthropoda; Insecta; Lepidoptera; Crambidae. The transcript is spliced from 6 exons. The record is from RefSeq and is a predicted model, not a curated record. Bases 392 to 1150 code for a protein of 252 amino acids.